Haplochromis burtoni (Burton's mouthbrooder) is the source of this 3171-nucleotide messenger RNA. RefSeq lists its product as uncharacterized. Lineage: Eukaryota; Metazoa; Chordata; Actinopteri; Cichliformes; Cichlidae. The transcript has 2 exons. The record is from RefSeq and is a predicted model, not a curated record. Bases 786 to 1316 code for a protein of 176 amino acids.
GGUCAAAUGUGACAUUCUAUUUAUAAUCUUUAUAAAGUUUCCCAAAAAGUUGAUUCUGUUGAUCUCGAUGUAGUAUUUUCAGUGUGAGAAAGGUUUUUGUUAUUAAUCCAAGUGACUUCUUUAGUUCAGCUGACUGCAGGUUUCCCCAACCUUUAAACAGUACAUCUCUAUAAUGACUGAAAUUAGCACCAAUGACUAACAAUAUGGUGCAUGCUUUCUAUAUGUCAACAACACACAUGACACUUGUCAUGUAAAAGGCUUUUCUGCCAGUUUUCGACCAAUAAUACAUUGAGCUAACAGGCAAAAAAAUUAACCAAAAGCAGUUUUAAAAAGGUGAGUUUUGAGUUGUUUUUUUUAAAAAACAGCUACUGAGUCCGCAGUUCUUAAUGUUUGGGGGAGAGAGUUCCACAGUCUAGGGGCCACAGCUCUAUCACCCUUAGUCCUCCUCUUAGUAUUUUUUAAAGCAAGUAAGCCCUGAUCAGAUGACCUCAAAGACCUGCUAGGGACAUAGGGCUGUAGCAGAUGUACACAAACCAAUGAGUAUCAGGCAGUGUUGUAAAUUGCAGGAAGUAGAUGAGAGUUAAGUGAUUGGAGACUGGGUGCUCUGGGCGGGGCUAGAAAGCAGUGCUCUAUUCUGAUUGGUUCUUUGCAAUAAUUCUACUACCGGUGCUCAUCAUUUCGAGAUCGUGCAUCACUAAACACGCUCCUGCGCACUUUCGGUGUUAUCCAGCAAUCACAGGGAUUUCAGGUUUUCUGUGCACAUCGGUGGCGUACCGGCAGACUGCAUGGCAAAGAGGCGCGCCGAGGACACUCUGCUGCACAACUCUCCCUCCAAGAGGUGUUUCCGCUCCCUUUGCGCUGUUGACAUACAGGCGGAGAGCAUGGCUCCGUCCGGGGGCGUGAGCCCGCCGUCCCUCCUGGCUUUGCUGGGGACCCGCUGCAGAAAGAGGCCGCAAUAUUUCGAUGAAGAAGAGACCGCUUCUUAUCGCAAGACUUCACACUACGAUGCCAGGAAGCGUGCAGUAAAUGUUUCGGCGGUGCAGACGUCUGGAAGUUUCCAAGACCGUCGCAGCUCUUCAGUCACGAGUUCCCAGAAACGACCACGAGAGGGCAGCGAGGAGCCAGAUACCGCUGUUCCCAAAUCUAAUGAUAAAGCUGAUGAGGACGCAAACACUGAAGACUGCACUUACAACUCCUUCCAGUAUUGGAGGGUGCCUUUACCUGAGCUUGACCUUUCACUGCUAGAAGAUGCAAGCGACCACUCAAAAACAAAAGACAAGUCAAAAGCAUCUUCUUCUGACGCCAUGGAGACUUGAAGAUGAUUGGUACAGCGAGGCCUAUUGAAAGCUGCCUCUUCCCGUUUAAAGCAUGGGAACAUGAUGAGGACAAUGUGAUGUUCUUCAGCAAAUAGAGGCAUCAAGAACAGGUUACCGUACUUGAAAUGCAUCAAGGUGAGAUGCGAUAACCGAAACCUGCCACGGCUGCCCCUGUAGAGCAAUACAGGCUUUAUUUAUUUUAUUUUUUCCCCCUUAAGUGGAAAACAGUCUAAUGCAAGAUUUCACAGACCUAAGUGGAACUUUUUUCAAACCUUUUAUAGAUCCAGCAGAUUUGUGUGACCAGCAUUUAGACAGCCUGAUAACAGCAGUGACUGAUCUCCCAUGUUCAAUGCUGAGUCCUUACUUUGCAAACCUACAGUUGAGUAGGAUUAUAUAAAUAUGUGUCUAACUAAUUAGAGAUCUAAUUAAAGAUGUAUGCUUGGUCUGCAGAUAAUAGUUGCCUUUCAGAACAAAUUUGGUCCAGUUGUGUAGGGUUGCACUUUUUAAAUUGUGUGACUGAAUUGUUGGUUGUACAUUUUGUACACAUCUGAUUGCCAGUUAGAGCUGGUUGUUACAUGCCUUUGUAUUCAUUGACAAUAAAAAUAUAUAUUUGUGACUUUUCUUUUAAUUGUUUGGUUUUAUUUAUGGUUUUAUCAACGAUAAUGCUGACCACCCUCUACACCACAUACUGGACAGGAAGCGGAGAUCCAUCUGUAACACAUUCAUACCACAUGUAUUCACAUUUUAUUAGGUCUGAAGUAUUGUGGCCAAAAUGAUAAUCAUGAUUAUUUGUCACGAUUAUUCAAAGAGUGACAAAAAAAUUUUUAUUGCACUGUAACAAAAAAAAAAAUGCUUUCACAUCUGUUAAGGUUUUUGUGUUAACAUUCAGCUGAUCCUCAGCUCUUUUUGCAAACCAUUUCUGUUUGGUAAACAUCAGUUGUGCAGGGAACAGCUGUGGUUGGCGUAUCCAGGCAGGUGGUCAGAUGCUGCAUUAUAAAGCACUUUGGUUUUAAAUUUAAAACAGUGGACCGGGCAUCGGAUAAUUGUGCAGCCAUAGGCUGAUGUAUUCACAAUUACAAGAACUGAGCUGAAAAUCAGCUGCAAUGGCUCUGAUGCAGUGAUGAAUCUUCAGUUGACUGCUCCCUCAAGAGGCCACCACAGUGAAACAUCUGCUUCUAUCUGACCCCAUCAAGACCAUCCUCUUCUGUCGCACCAACCCUGCACGUGCUCCUUCACUAUGUCCAUGGAUCUUUUUCAUGGUCUUCUUAUGUCUUGCUGCUCCUUUUUCUACAUCCUUUGUCCAAUGGAGUGAAAAAUCAAAGUUGGAAAUUUUCCGUAGAAAUUGCCAUGAGAAUGCAAAGAGGAGGGCAGGAGAGAGGUGUAAAACAUGACCGAGGCUGUGUCAUGUUUUGAGCUGCAGUUUAGCCAAUGGUGUUGUGGAGGUUGUCAAAACUAAUGCAAGUAUGAAAGCACAACAGAUUUUGAUUCACCACAUAUCACCAUUUGGAAAGCAUCUGAUUGGCAGUGGGUUUAUUCUUGCAUGAUGAUAAUCUCAAACACAUGUCAGUACGGUAUAAAUAUACCUGAAAAGAAACCCACACUGGAACACUAUCUUUCGUGGAUUGUCCUCCUUAGACCCCAGACCUCAACAAUACUGAAGCAGUGUGGGAUACUGGUGAUAGAGAACAGAUCAAAAGGCAGAAACACCUAAAGACCAACUUUGAAUGUGCUUCAAGAACCCUGAAGAACUCUUUCUGAAGACUACUUGAAGAAAUUACAAGAAAGUUUGCCUAAGAGAGUUUGACUUUGUGUGUUUGGACGUUUCAAUAAAACUGAACCUGCACCUAUUUCUAAA